AUGCCGUUACUGUGUCAUGGAACCCGAGCCAAUACGGUGUUGUAUCACUCAGAUCCCUUCACGCAUCUGUCUUUGGAUAGCGAGUAUGCUGUGACUGUCAUGGCACUGCCCAUUCCUGAGCGGUGGGAUCAGUUCUAUCAGAGGAAACAGUUUUUUACACGCACAUGUCCUGAAAAAAAUGGUCUCGAAGAGUGUAAGAAAGACUGGUAUCCCAGAUACGUUGAGGUCCACCAGGAGAGCCGGGACGUUUAUGUGACCUUUAACCUUGCACCUGAGAACUUCAAAGUGCGUCAGUAUUUUUCAUCAUGUUUCGGAGGCGGCCUGCGGAAUUACACAAGCAUCAAACCAGAUUUCAGUCUCAAUAAGACACAUCACACGUACCGAUUGCAGAAUCUCCAAGUGGGUACGAACUACACCUGCGAGAUUGCUGCAGAUGUUGUGGAUGCAGUCAGGAAAACAUUCAUUGUUGUAGUAAAACAUAGUUCUGAAGAGCCGCCAAUCUCACGCUUCACAGAGAGCUCUUCACUAAUGGUGCUCUUGUCCGUGGGAAUCCUGCUUGCUGCUACCGCACUGCUCACCUUCAUUGUUGUCUACAAGAAAAGACUCAAAAAGAAAAUGGUCCAGACCAAAAUGAGACCAGAGAUCAUUGAACAGUACUAUGACAAAAAACUGGAUGAAGGACAGUGCGUUUUGCUGGACAGAGCCACCUGCCCCCCUCGCCUCCUGAUUUGCUAUUCAAGUAAUGAUGGUCCUGCCCACGUCAGAGUCGUGCUUCAACUGGCUGCGUUUUUGCAAAAGCACAUGGGUACCCAAGUGCAUUUGGACUUAUGGGAGGCCUUGAGUAUUAUGGAGGAGGGCAGUAUGGGGUGGCAUUGCAGGAGAUUGAACGAGUGUGACUUUGUGUUGGUCAUCUGCUCACAAGGUCUCCUUCAGAAUCAGAAGCAGCAGUCUGAGGAUGAGGAACCAUUAGAGAACACUGCUUUGGCAAUGGUUUCCAUGAUCGGAGAGGAGUUGUGCCGUGCCAAAGCGUUAGGUCGAGACCUCUCCAAAUACAUGGUGGCCACUUUUGAGUACUCACAAGAGUCUGAUAUCCCCUCGGCACUUGGUCUUGCUUCAAGAUACACCUUGACUAAAGACCUACCCUUGCUCUUCUCUCAUCUUCACGGAGUGGCUUUGCAGAAGCCCGGAGUUUACCUACAGGUGGAGAACAUUUCAGAAAGUGGGUACUGUAAACUCCCAGCUGGGGCUGCACUACAGCUGGCCAUCCAGGAGGCCACGACACAGUUCUCUGAAGAGGAACAUGUAGGAAUUCCUGUCAUUUCAUAA
Molecule: messenger RNA, 1326 nt
Organism: Sinocyclocheilus grahami
Lineage: Eukaryota; Metazoa; Chordata; Actinopteri; Cypriniformes; Cyprinidae
Product: interleukin-17 receptor D-like
Exons: 10
Coding region: 1-1326 (441 amino acids)
Molecular function (GO): interleukin-17 receptor activity
Source: RefSeq, a predicted model, not a curated record